CAAACGGUUAAAUCAGAAACCGAAUUCGGUUUCCCCGGUAACAAGAAGGGGCGGUUAGCGCUCUAGGAUCACAAGACUAAUAUGUUGGCUGCUAUUGGUGCAUUCGGAAGCCUUCCGCAUCAGGCACGCCGAUAAACUCUUCCGUGUCACGUGCUUUACUAAUCAGUAGCAAAGGAAUUGAAAAUGUCACGUAUGAGUAGCUUGUUCUCCUUGGUUUUGUUUGUAUUUUCAGAAUCAUUUGCCCAGUAUGUGCCUCCAUAUACGGAAGAAUGCAGGACCAACAUGUACCCACCGGCAGGACCAACAUACAAGUCUACUGUUGCAUGGUAUACAAUCGACCUUGAUACACCUCCGUAUAAACGAUGGAAUCAGCUGCUAAGUGACAAAAAAGCAGAGCUAGCAAUGCUGAACCAAGUGAUAAAAGAUUUGGCAAAUGCAUUUGUUCCUAGUGGGAAGCUUGUGGAUCUUGUUGAUAAAAAAUUGCCUUCUCUGAUUGAAACAUUUCCAUCACCAUUCCAUGAUGAGCUAAAGGGAAUUGCAGACGUUUCUGGGGUUCCAUUAGGUGAAGUCCUGCUGUUUAAUAUUUUCUAUGAAGUUUUUACAGUUUGUACAUCAGUUGUUGCUGAAGAUUCUGCAGGCAAGUUAUUUCAUGCAAGGAAUAUGGAUUUUGGACUGUUUUUGGGGUGGGAUGUUAAGAAUCAUACCUGGGUUGUAACAGAAUAUCUGAGACCCUUGGUAGUCAAUUUAGACUUCCAGAAGGGCAAUAAAACUGUCUUCAAAUCAACAAGUUUUGCAGGAUAUGUGGGCAUGUUAACUGGUGUUAAACCUGGAGUAUUUUCUGUCACAAUGAAUGAACGUUUCAGCCUGGAUGGUGGAUACAUUGGUAUUAUUGAGUGGAUUAUAGGAAGAAGGGAUGGCAUGUGGAUGAGCUUUCUUAUGAGAUCUGUCCUUGAAAAUGCAACCAGCUAUGAUGAUGCCAAGAACCAGCUAGCUACAACCAAAUUAUUGGCUCCAGCCUAUUUCAUACUGGGAGGCAACAAAUCCGGCCAGGGUUGUGUAAUCACACGUUCAAGAACAACUAGUCUAGAUAUUUGGGAAAUUGAUGCAAAACAGAGUCAGUGGUAUGUACUGGAGACUAAUUAUGAUCGUUGGAAGGAUCCAUUUUUCCUUGAUGACCGUAGGACUCCUGCAAUGAAAUGUUUGAAUCAGACUACACAAGCGAAAAUAUCCCUAGAGAAAAUUUAUGAUGUCCUUUCAACAAAGCCAGUUCUUAAUAAGUUAACAGUUUACACAACACUGAUGGAAGCCAGUGAAGGAAAACUGGAAUCCUAUAUUCGUGAUUGUCCAAAUCCUUGCAUGCCUUGGUGAAGGCUGUGGAGAGAGGAAAUCCUAUUGAAAGACUGAGACGAAAUUGUGCUCUAUUUAGUAAAUGACUCGUAUGUGGCUGUAAUGACAAAUAUUUCACUGAUUACAUUUAAAGCCAAAAGAAACUGAUGAGAUACAAAGGUGUGACUUACUGAAAAUGGACUGCAUUUAACUUAUAUACUUAAAUUAUAUUUUGCUUAAGCUCUAAUGUUAAUGUAAUCAUGCCUUGCUUGGCACAGAAUUUUAAAAUGGUGACUUUGAAAUGAAUUGCCCAUCAUGAAUUUUACAAUACAAACCAGAGAGAUCUUGUGCAAAAAUGUAUUACAAAGUUGUCCGGCUAAGAUGCAUGGACAGCUAUUAAAAAAAAUAAAUAAAA
Messenger RNA from Erpetoichthys calabaricus (reedfish), 1741 nucleotides. RefSeq names its product N-acylsphingosine amidohydrolase (acid ceramidase) 1b (gene asah1b). Lineage: Eukaryota; Metazoa; Chordata; Cladistia; Polypteriformes; Polypteridae. Gene Ontology annotation, molecular function: N-acylsphingosine amidohydrolase activity; fatty acid amide hydrolase activity. The record is from RefSeq and is a predicted model, not a curated record. Gene Ontology annotation, biological process: fatty acid metabolic process. The coding region runs from base 184 to 1368 and encodes 394 amino acids. Gene Ontology annotation, cellular component: lysosome. The transcript is spliced from 14 exons.